UUGGUGCCACUGAUAUUUAUUGUGGAUGAAUAUUACUAGACCAGCUGUGAGGAAUAAUCCACAAAGACAAUCACAAUGGGAAGCUGGAACUCACCUGGAAAUGCUGGCUCCAAUGAACUUAAGAUCUUGCUGGUUGGUCCAAGACGGACGGGCAAAAGCUCUUUUGGCAACACCCUGCUGGGCCAAGGGCAGGUCUUUGAAACCAGAGGGGGUGGGGCCAGCACGGCUGCCAGUGGCAUCAUCGCUGGACGUCACAUCACUGUGGUGGAUGCACAGGGUUGGGGGUCAUCUGAGGACUCAGUGCCCAAACAGGAGAAAAUUGAACUCCUCAGAGCCUUGGAUCUGUGUGGACCUGGAGGACCCCAUGUUAUUUUGUUAGUAAUCCCUCUAUUGGAUUUCACAGAGCCAGAGAGGAGGGCACUUGAAAGGAGAAUGGAGAUUUUGACCUCUUGGGUCUGGAGACACACUAUGGUGCUGUUCACCUUUGGGGACUGGCUGAAGGGAAGGGGGCGGAGCUUGGAGCAGCACAUCCAAUCAGCAGGCCCCGCCCUGCAAUGGCUGAUGGAGAAGUGUCGCAACAAAUACUAUGUGGUGGAUAACAAGAUGGCUGUAACAGCCAAGAAAGAGCGAGCAAAGGAGACAAAGGAAAGUGAGAAGAAAGAAAAAUGGGCUUGGAAAAGGACAGAAGUAGAGAAGGGGGCAGAGAGGAGGAAUGGAGGUGAGGCAGAUGGUAAGAAGGAAGGAUGUGAGGAGCAGGUGAAAGAGUUGAUCAGCAAGGUGGAGGAUAUGCUGCUGGAGAAUGGGUUAUGGCACUUCUCCCUUCACAUGUACCGCAGACUAGAGGAGGAAUGCAGCCGCAGAGAGCAGGAGCUGAGGGCUCGGAUGGAGGCUGAGAGAGAUGAGGAGAAGGUGAGGAAGACGGAAGGAGAGGAGGAGGAUAGCCUGAGGAAAGAGGAAGAGAAGGAGGAGGGAGGGAAGGAGAAAAUGCUGAAAGAGAGUUUGGAGAGAUGGAUAAAUCUGGAUCGAGGAAGAGAAGAGAGUCAAGGCAGAGAUUAGGUGAAGAAAAAGAUAAUGAAGAGGAAGAGUGGGAUACAGGAUCUGAAAGUGGAGGAGAGGGGGAGGAAGGUGGGAGUGUAAUGGCACAAGGAGGAAAACACUGAAGUCUGGAAUGAUGAUUCUGUAUGGACCAAUUGGACGUCAAAGGUUAGCCAUUAGUCCAAUCUGACUGCAAUCGCUCAUUUAAGUCCAAUCAGCCAGCUUGCUGUGGCUAACCCUGCCAGGAGAGACUCUACACCAGAGACUCUUGAGUAUUUUCAGACCCCAAUGGGAAAUUUAUUCUUUCAUGCCGGGACAUAAUCUCAUUAAAAAUGCCACUUGUUAUGUGGUCAUGUCCUACCAGCAAUAACCAUGACCGAUUUUGUAUCUUCAUCCAUAGUUUCAGGAAUUGUCAUAACACUGUCACAUAAAACUGUGUGCAGCCUCUUGUGCGUACUGUACAAGUUCUUGUAAACAUGUAUAAAUGACCUCCUUUGGCAGUACUAAUAAACAAU
Molecule: messenger RNA, 1550 nt
Organism: Myripristis murdjan (pinecone soldierfish)
Lineage: Eukaryota; Metazoa; Chordata; Actinopteri; Holocentriformes; Holocentridae
Product: GTPase IMAP family member 4
Exons: 2
Coding region: 76-1056 (326 amino acids)
Molecular function (GO): GTP binding
Source: RefSeq, a predicted model, not a curated record